AUGCAGGGCGUCGCCUUCCUCGGAGGGUCUUCUUUGGCUUUCACAGCCUUCGCUGCUCUCUUCUUUGUGGCAUUCACUGUCCUUCUCCAACGGUACCUUCACCUCCGUCAUAUUCCAGGCCCAUUGCUGGCGAGCCUCACAGACCUUUGGCUCACUUACAAGUUCUGGUUUGGCGAGGGCUUUGCUCAAAUCACAAGCGACCUCCACCGCAAGUAUGGCCCGAUCGUCCGCAUGGGACCAAACCGGUUGAUUUUCUGCAAUGCAUCCGCCAUCUCUGUGAUUUACAGAACCACCGAUGUAAUGCCAAAGGUGAGUUUUGGCGAGCCCCACAUUGGUCCUCAUUCUAUUCUCCACUCAAGGUCUUGCUCCGCGGACGCGAGGACAUCAUUCGUCACAAUCCUCGAUGAGAAGCGUAUGAGCGCUAUCAAGCGUCUCCUUUUGGGAAAUCUCACUAUCAAUUCCUUCCUUCAGCAAGAGUCCGAGUUGGAUCGGACACUGUCAUCGCUCAUGAAGUACCUCGAAGACACAGAAGAAGGGGUAGAAAUAGGCAAAACAUUCGGGUACUGGGCGUUUGACACCAUCUCGCGGGUCGCGCUGUCAGAAGAUCAAGCGUUUCUGAGUCAGCAGAAGGACUGCGGUGCCACGCUCAAGGGCGCGUCUAGGCGACUGGCUCACGCGCAAUACUGGUGUGCGCUUCCGGCUCUGGAGCGCCUGAUAUUCAAAAACCCGCUCAUGCAAAGAAUGCAAUCGUCGUCGGCUCUGGGCACUCUCGCAGCACAGAAGAUGCAGGCGAGACUGCGGCAGGAGAAGGAGACUGAUCUUGAAGAUCAGGUUGAUUUGCUGGGCAAGUACCUCACUGCCAGUCGGAGAGACCCUGAUUUGGUCAAGCCAGUCGAUGUGAUUGGCUUCCUGGUGUCAACCAUGCAUGCAGGGAGCGAGACAACGGGACAAGCGGUUGCCGGGAUCCUGUCGGUCCUAUUAAAGCAUCCAAAGAAGAUGGCCAAGCUCGAGGAGGAGAUCCUAUCGGCGGAAUUGGGUGAUAUGCCACAAUUCGGAGACGCGAACAAACUGCCAUAUCUGGACAGUGUGAUUCGGGAGUUUGGCAGAUUCAGAGGAGGCGGGCUAACGCUCAUCGAAAGGACGGUGCCGGGUGAUGGAGCAAUGAUUGGUGGGAUCUGGAUUCCUGGUGGCACAAACGUGUCGGUCAGUACGACAGUGCUAAACAUGAAUCCCGAAAUCUGGGGACCAAAUCCGGAGCAGUUUGUGCCUGAGCGAUGGAUUGGAUGGAAUAAGUGA
Messenger RNA from Cladophialophora carrionii CBS 160.54, 1296 nucleotides. RefSeq lists its product as uncharacterized. The record is from RefSeq and is a predicted model, not a curated record. Gene Ontology annotation, molecular function: oxidoreductase activity, acting on paired donors, with incorporation or reduction of molecular oxygen; iron ion binding; monooxygenase activity. Lineage: Eukaryota; Fungi; Ascomycota; Eurotiomycetes; Chaetothyriales; Herpotrichiellaceae. Bases 1 to 1296 code for a protein of 431 amino acids. The transcript has 2 exons.